AUGGCGCCCAGCACGAUCCGCAAGGCGAUCGGCGCCGUCAAGGACCAGACCAGCAUUAGCCUGGCGAAGGUCGCCGGCACCUUCGCGCCGGACCUGGAAGUCCUGGUGGUCAAAGCCACCACGCACGACGAUGACCCCGCUGACGAGAAGUACAUCCGGGAGAUCGUCAGCCUCACGUCACAGUCGCGUGGUUACAUAACGGCGGCGGUGGCGACGGUGUCGAAGCGUCUGAGCAAGACGCGCGACUGGAUUGUGGCGCUGAAGGGGCUGAUGCUGGUGCACCGGGUCCUGAUCGACGGCCACGCGCUUUUCGCGGAGGAGAUCGUGCACGCGGCGAGGAGAGGGGUGAGGGUUUUGAACAUGCAGGGGUUUCGUGACGAGGCGCACUCGAAUUCGUGGGAUCAUGCUUUGUUUGUGAAGAGCUUUGGUAUGUAUUUGGAUGAGAAAGUGGAAUUUGAGGUGGGGGAGAGGAAUUCAAGGGGUGUGGAUAACAAAUAUGAAGACGGAGGGAGGCGGUUUACGGUUACUCCGGUAAAGGAGAUGAAGCCGGAGAGAGUGCUGUUGAGGUUGAAUGAUUUGUUGAGAGUUCUUCACAGAGUUUUGGCCUGCAGGCCGGCCGGGAUGGCGAAGAGCAGUAGAUUAGUAAUCAUUGCGCUUUACGGGGUUGUGAAGGAGAGUUUUAGCUUGUACAUUGAGAUAUGCGAGGCGCUGGGGGUGUUGUUGGACAGGUUUGGGGAGAUGGAGUAUGGGGAGUGUGUUAAGGCGUUUGAUGUUUAUGUUAAUGCGGCGAAGAUGAUUGAUGAGCUGUUGUUGUUUUAUAACUGGUGUAAGGAUGUGGGGAUUGCGAGGACGUCUGAGUAUCCGGAGGUGUUGAGGAUAACUGAUAAGCUGUUGGGGACACUUGAGGGUUACUUGAAGGAGAAGAAAAAUGGGGGGAAGAGUAGUCCUGAGAGGGAGGAGAGGGUUUAUGUUGAGGAGGAGGUGAAACAGGAUAUGAAUGAGAUCAAGGCUCUUCCUGCGCCAGAGAGUUUUACUCCUAGUCCUCCUCAGCCAGCACCUGUAGUGCAGCCUAAGCCUGCUGAUAAGCCUCAGAGGGUGACUGAUGAGUUGGUGAAUUUGAGGGAUGAUGGAGUUACAGCUGAUGAGCAAGGAAACAAGUUGGCUUUGGCAUUGUUCUCUGGACCUCCGGCUACUAAUCCAAAUGGGUCCUGGGAAGCAUUUGAUUCAAAUGGAGAGGCUGAAGUGACCUCGGCGUGGCAGACGCCGGCUGCUGAGAGCGGUAAAGCAGAUUGGGAGUUGGCAUUGGUUGAAACAGUUAGUAAUCUGUCGAAGCAGAAGGCUGAUUUGGCUGGUGGUUUUGAUCCGUUGCUAUUGAAUGGAAUGUAUGAUCAAGGGACUGUAAGGCAGCAUGUGAGCGCCUCACAAUUGAGCGGUGGGAGUGCAAGUAGUGUGGCAAUGCCCUUGCCACCAGGCAAGAAUUCUACGCCAGUGCUCGCCCUGCCUGCACCGGAUGGGACAGUCCAAGCUGUGGGACAGCAAGAUCCUUUUGCUGCCUCCCUUGCUGUACCACCUCCUUCAUAUGUUCAAAUAGCUGACAUGGAGAGGAAGCAACACUUGCUUACACAAGAACAGCUUCUUUGGCAGCAAUAUGGAAAAGAUGGAAUGCAAGGGCAAGUGAGUUUAGCCAAGCUUUCCGGCGGGUCUGGCUACUAUGGUCCUCAACCAAUGAUGCCUUAUGGGAUGCCGCAGCCAGGAGGGUAUUACUAUGCACCCUAUUAAAAUUGGUACUGGAUCUUCUUUAUCACAUAUUGCAAAUACCUUGCAAUGCAGAGUAACGAAUACGUAAGGCUUCAUGCAGAGAUACCUUGCUUUACUUCCUUUCUUUUGGGAAGAUUUUUUAUACUACCUAAUCUUGUCGACCUUUGUCUUUCUUUCUGUACUAUGGAGUGUAUGCACAGUAUAUGGAAUUUUUCAUUCCAGCUUGAUUACUUAUGGAAUGAAAACAUUCCAGCUUGAUUGCUAUAAGCUUAAGCAUUCAGGUGUCAAAUAAUUACAG
This is a messenger RNA of Fragaria vesca subsp. vesca, 2056 nucleotides long. RefSeq names its product putative clathrin assembly protein At2g25430-like. Gene Ontology annotation, biological process: clathrin coat assembly; vesicle budding from membrane; clathrin-dependent endocytosis. NCBI's taxonomy places the organism in Eukaryota, Viridiplantae, Streptophyta, Magnoliopsida, Rosales, Rosaceae. Gene Ontology annotation, cellular component: clathrin-coated vesicle; clathrin-coated pit. Gene Ontology annotation, molecular function: clathrin heavy chain binding; phosphatidylinositol-4,5-bisphosphate binding; 1-phosphatidylinositol binding. The transcript has a single exon. The record is from RefSeq and is a predicted model, not a curated record. Bases 1 to 1779 code for a protein of 592 amino acids.